AUGGCCACGCGCCGCCUAUCGUCCAUCGUCCACGGUGGAAAGCCCAGUGAAGUUUUUGACCCGAACCUUGGAAAUGAAGCUCAACUCGCCAAACUUGGUUAUGAACAAGAACUCAAACGAUCCUUCUCCCUCCUUGGGAUGGUCGGCUUCAGCUUCUCCAUCGUCACAUGUUGGACCGCCCUGGGAGGCACGUUGAUUCUGGGUAUCGAGUCUGGUGGCCCCCCGGUCAUGGUGUGGUCAUGGCUGGGUAUCUGCGUUCUGUCUUUGACGGUAGCAUACUCUUUUGCAGAGAUGUGUUCGGCAUACCCCACGGCAGGUGGACAAUACAGCUGGGUCGCCAUUCUGGCACCGCCUAAAUACGCCCGUGGCGCGGCAUGGGUAACGGGAUGGUUCAUGUGUACCGGUAUCGUUGCAAUGGGAGCGGUCAACAACUUUAUCGGAUCCAACUUCCUCCUCGGCAUGGCCAAUCUGAACUACCCAGACUACGAGAUCCAACGAUGGCACUGCGUCCUCGUGACGUACCUCAUGGCCAUCGCGGCCACGGGCGUCAACGUCUUCCUGUCGCGAUACUUGAACCAAAUCUCGACGUUCGCCGUGAUCUGGAACGUCAUGUCCUUUUUCGUCGUCGUCAUCACCAUUCUCGCGUGCAACGACCACAAGCAACCCGCCAGUUUCGUCUUCAAGGACUUUCAGAACGACACCGGGUUCUCUUCGUCAGGGAUGGCGGUCAUGAUAGGUCUUUUGCAGACUCUUUUCGGGAUGUGUUGUUACGACGCACCUGCGCACAUGACCGAAGAAAUGCUCAACCCGGCCAAAGAGGCGCCCCAGGCCAUCAUCCUCUCGGUGUUCCUCGGGGCCUUCACGGGCUUCGUGUUUCUGAUCUCGGCGUUCUUCUGCAUCGGCGACCUCGACGCCACCGCGACCACGUCGACCGGCGUGCCGCUGAUCCAGAUCUUCUACGACUCGACGGGCAGCGUCAAGGGCGCCACGACGCUGGCCAGCCUCAUCACCGUCAUCGUGCUCAUCUGCGCCAACAGCCUGAUGGCCGAGGGGUCGCGGGCGCUGUGGGCGUUCGCGCGCGACCACGGCCUGCCGUUCUCGGGCGUCUUCGCCGCCGUCGACAAAAGGUCCCAGGUGCCCGUGCACAGCGUGCUGCUGUGCUGCGCCGUCCAGAUGGCCCUGAACAGCAUCUACUUCGCCAGCUACGAGGGCUUCAGCACCGUCAUCUCCAUCGCCACCUUCGGCUUCUACGUCAGCUACGCCAUGCCGCUGUUCGUCCGGCUGUGGAGCUACCUCGCCGGCCACGAGGGGGGCGGGCCCAUCCCCGGCGCCGCCUACAACCUGGGCCGGUGGAGCCCGCUGGUCAACGCCGCCGGCCUGCUGUUCCUGGUCUUCGCCGGCGUCGACUUCAACUUCCCCCAGGUCGGCCCCGUGACCGGCGACAACAUGAACUACUGCAGCGCCGCCUUCGGCAUCAUCGGCCUCGUCAGCCUGGUCACCUGGGUCUUCGACGGGAGGAAGAACUUCACCGGGCCCCAAACGGGCGUCGUCGUCGUGAAUGCCGUCGAACAACAACAACAACGACAACCGGACGACGACAACAAAUUGCCCUUGGGAGGAGGCGCCGCCGGCGUGUUGGACAACGAAAAGGAAAAGGACAAGGCCAGCCUGGAAGGCAGCGAUGGAUCCGGCGUCAAGGAGUCUCCCACCCAAGACCCUGAAAAAUUGGCUUGA
This is a messenger RNA of Exophiala spinifera, 1734 nucleotides long. RefSeq lists its product as uncharacterized. The transcript is spliced from 5 exons. The record is from RefSeq and is a predicted model, not a curated record. Gene Ontology annotation, molecular function: transmembrane transporter activity. Bases 1 to 1734 code for a protein of 577 amino acids. Lineage: Eukaryota; Fungi; Ascomycota; Eurotiomycetes; Chaetothyriales; Herpotrichiellaceae. Gene Ontology annotation, cellular component: membrane. Gene Ontology annotation, biological process: transmembrane transport.